AUGGCGCUUAGCCUGUGGUUUCUUCUGGCAUCUGAGUUGCUUGUCCUUGGGUUUCGCCUCGUAGUUGCCGACCCCGCACUUUAUCUUUGCAUUUUGAUGUACUUUGCAGCCUUCACGCGAGGACUUAUCACGAUCCAAGAACGCAUGCAGCGUCGUGAAGCUGAAGAAGCAAAGCAGAAAGAGGAGGCCGCAAGGCAGGGUCGCGAGGAAGCACAGAAGAAGGCGUUGGAGGACUGGGAGAAGCAAAAGCAGGCGGAGCGGCAGCGCCUGGAGCGCUAUGAGGAGAAGCGCCGUGCCGCUGCGAGGGCGGAGGCACGCUGGACUUUCUACCUGAAGACUCAGAACUGGGCACAGGUGGCGGACUGA
Symbiodinium natans is the source of this 366-nucleotide messenger RNA. Lineage: Eukaryota; Dinophyceae; Suessiales; Symbiodiniaceae. The record is from the annotation of a GenBank genome assembly.